UUCACAAAACUGUCAGCGAUGGAGUAAAUAUUUGGGAUUUUUUUACUUUUAAUAUUUAGUUAGGUUUUUAUUUAAUAAUUUAACUAAUUGUAUAACUGAACUAAGCAAGAUGGGUAUGAUACAUUCAGUCGUGUGUUCGUUGGCAUUCUGCGCUGAAAGGUUUAUGGCAUGGAUCGCUUGCGCGUUUCUGAUCGUGAUCCUGUCCAUAGCUCUCAUCAUUCUGUUUGUGUACGGAGUGUCUGUCGGCUACUACUAUGCUCGCAAGGAGAUCAUGCUGUAUCUUAUGUUCUCUGCGACCAUGCACCCCCGCAACUACAUCCAGGUGCGUCGCGGGGGCGCCGACAGCCCCGGGGUAGGCCCCUGGGCGCGGGGGGCGCCGCCCGGGCUGGAGGGCGCGAUGGGCGAGCCGGCGGAGAAGCCAGAGGGAAGCAACGGCACUGAAGUCACCACGGACAUGUUCCAAGCGUUUGAUAAUACCACUGAGAAGUUUGAGCUCGCCGACGGCAGUGGAGAUGGAAAACCAAUUUCUAUUGGUAAAGGCACAGAAGAUAACGCGGCCAACAGAAGUCACAGGAUUUUGGCAAGGGAAUCUCAAAGUCAGCAUAGCAGAGGCCGAGCCUAGCUAGUGACGUAACGCCUGGAGUUUCUGGAAGCCAUACCCAGAUGCCCAGAGCAUUAUUCUACCCACGGCCCUGGGCCGCUCUCGUUGAUGACUUCAUUGCAGAAGCAACAGGAGUUAUGGCAUAAGAGUGGCAUAAACAUAUUUUAUAAUUCCUUGCUUACAAAUUUUAAUAAAGAAAGUUUGAGAAAAUUA
Molecule: messenger RNA, 814 nt
Organism: Plutella xylostella (diamondback moth)
Lineage: Eukaryota; Metazoa; Arthropoda; Insecta; Lepidoptera; Plutellidae
Source: RefSeq, a predicted model, not a curated record